ACCAAAAACAAAAAAAAAAAAAGGAUAUAACUAUUAUUAGUCGUUUUGUUUUGUUUUUAAUUUUUUUUUUUUCGUCAAUUGAUUGUGAUUUUGAAACUGUGUGAUCGCAAAAGAAUUAAACUGCAAAUUAACAAAAAAAGAAAGUUCCUUAAGCAAGUGAUAAUAUCCGAUAUAGAACUCUAAAGACAACGACAACAAAAGGGGAUCUAUAUAUAUAUAUAUAUAUAUACAUUAUCUAUAUAUGUACCUUGAUCUGUAACAAUCGAGGACUACAAAGGAAAACCCAUAUACGCACUCCUAUAUAUCAAUCUAUAUAUAUAUAUCGAAAUAUAUAUUCCGUCAAAGUCUGGGCCAAAGCAGCAUGCAAAUAUGAUUUCCGUAGUGCCAACGUCCAAGAUCCUGCUAUUGCUGGCCUCAUUUUUUGUAGUGCUGGCUUCCCUGAACCUAAUCAGUAAUUGGAUGCAGUUGCCCAAGGUGGGGGCCAGUCCAGUUACCUUCACAGAUCCCCGACGGGAUAACACACCUCGAAGAUUCUGCGCCGAUAUACUAGCCGAUGAAAUACAUUUGGUUUGCGCCGGACAGUUUUUAUCCCUAAGCGAUGCUUUUCCCAACAGUUUUGGGAAUCGGAGUAAACGUCAAGGAUCAUCGGAUGGGUCCUUAACUCGCAAUUGUUGUAUUAACAAAUGCAGUUACGCCCAACUCCGGCAGUACUGUGCCCCAUCAAGCGAUAAUCCCUAAACGGGAUAACUCUAUCUAUCAUACACAUCCAUACAUAUAUCCUCCACAAUUUCCCACAAUUCAGUUAUCAUCAGAAAGAAAGAUAAUAUCAAGAAGCAGUCUCCCAUAGAGUCCACUAAGUAUAUGUUACAUAUUACACUAAUUUAAACUAUACACUAACUAAAUUCUGUACAAUAAUAAAAAUCCAACAAGCAAAAUAAUGAAUGAAAA
Molecule: messenger RNA, 948 nt
Organism: Drosophila bipectinata
Lineage: Eukaryota; Metazoa; Arthropoda; Insecta; Diptera; Drosophilidae
Source: RefSeq, a predicted model, not a curated record